Molecule: messenger RNA, 4086 nt
Organism: Trypanosoma brucei brucei TREU927
Lineage: Eukaryota; Euglenozoa; Kinetoplastea; Trypanosomatida; Trypanosomatidae
Exons: 1
Coding region: 1-4086 (1361 amino acids)
Source: RefSeq, a predicted model, not a curated record
AUGCGUGUGACAUGUGUAGUUGCUUGCGGCUUACGCUCUAGUAGUUCCGACCUGAAGCGGCGGCGAAUACGUCAGUUGGAGCGGCAAUAUGGUCCCGCGUGGCGCUACACUGCAGGGUGGACAUCGCAACUGUCGCCAGUGGGUAUGUUUGACGCAUUGGAAGUUCCGGUUUUUCCACCAAACGUGGUGCAAACGCGUGAAUUAGAUCACGUGGGAUGCGCUAGUGCACCGCGCACUACCGUGGUGUCAAGGGGCCUCGUACAAAACGGAAACCCUAGAGUAAAAGAUUCACAACCAACUUCAGUUUUAGACGAAAAUAACGCUUACUUCAAUCCACAACAUGAUGCAGGUACAAGUUCGAGCGAUGACCCCUUGUUCGAGUUUUUAAGGCAUGAUGAUGAACACAGUGCCCUUCUGCUAGCCAUGUGGACUUCCCUUUAUCGGUGCUGCGUUCACGCAUCCGAGUUGUCCGAGUUUCUUGCAUUUCGUGUGCGGUGGUUUCUGCAUCAUCUCAUUCAUAUGCGUGCAACAGCAGCCGCGGUCCGAUUUUAUCAUCGUUUACUGUUGUUGGGCGUACAUCUUCAAAAGAAGGAUGUGUCGUUGUUGCUUAGCAGUUUACCCUAUGAGCAUUACGUAGUGAAUGUGGACUUUAAAGGUGAAAGCAAGAAGAAAUGUAGCCGUUUUCGUACGAUGCGACAGGCUGAUACCACUCAUGUAGACAAAAAGAGUGCUACAAAUGGUGAUAAGGGAGGUACUGUUGUUUUUAGCGGUGAUGGAGGAACUGUUGGUGAGGAGGAGCGUCUUCUGUUCGCUUCAACGAUAACGUCCACCGGAGCGGACACUUCUUGCGAUACUAGUGCUAGAGUGUGCCCGGCAGGAGACACAUGCGGGGUGGAGUCGGUUGAUUUUGAGUUGACACCAGCGGGUAGCCGAUACUUGCGAGACCAACCAGAAUGGGUUAAGCGCUGGGUUCUUUAUGAGGCAUCCAUGGGUAAUAUUGAUCUCUACGAUGAGGAGAACGCCACCACCCUGCGCGCCGACAAAUAUGUUGAUUCAUCUUCCGUGGGAUUAGAUUGUGGUGAUGAAUGCACACCAUCUGAGGUGAAAUGGGCCGAAGGGUGUAUCGAUGUGGUUACCCUUCUUAAUCAUUUGAUGCUUCUGCAUGAUGGAAAUCAUUUAAUCCACAGAGAAACUAGAAAACGUCGAGUGAAUGGUAAGGGAAGAUCUGGCAUAACUCUAAGAGGAGAAAUGCAGCGACACUAUUGGGCAGAGGCCCUCCAGAUUGCAGGUGCAUUCCUCAGUGCGCGCAGCUCAAGGGGACGGGAGAGAAAAGCGGAAGAGGGACAAUAUGAAGUGGGUUGCAGCGUACCGCCUGAGUUCCGCAGUGAGUUGUGUCGUGCGUUAGUUGCCGCUGGCAGUUGGAAGGUGGCACUCCGAUGGCUCAAAGUUGCUGAGCAGUACAGAGUGGGUUUCACGCAUAGUGAGUACGCGAGGAUUUUCCUUUGUCUUGCUGAGUCAGAGCCUUGGGAAACAUCUCGUGCUGCGGAACGUUUUGUUGCUCGUAAUAUGAUUCCUCUCUUGCCAGAAGAAACCGUAUGUGGUUACGCGUCCCGCGCCAUGUGGUUGGCACAUGUUUGUUCCCAAAGGGAUAAUAGGGUGGAAGAAUGUUUGGAAUUGAUGGAAUCUACCUCCGGAAAUCUCCCUGCGUGCGUAAAACAAAGUAUAGUGUACAUCAAGCUCGCUGCGUCAUUACUUCGCGUUGAUGCUGACAGGUUUUUUGCCGCUGCUGCGCUCCAACAGUUUGAAGCGGCUUCAAUUCGCUUAGGUGUGUUUCAUCCCGCGGCCGAUCUAUCGCAGCGGCAUUCCCCUCCCAUACAGUUGGUGACUAGGGAUAUGGCGAGCGCCGGGAGCGGCGCUCUUCUUACUGUUCAACUGCAGGAUUCCUUUGUCUUAGUGUCCAUAGCCCUUCCACGCGUUGUAGAACUUGUAUCGGUCGCCGCUGCUUCGCAGGAGGAUGAAGUGCAGCUGGCCACCCUUCUGGCUGACGUGCUGUACGGUCCCAAUGGUUUGUGGAAGUUUUUUUCUGAUGUAUGCCUUGUGGGAGAAAGCAAGCAGUUAACAAGUCACCGGACUUCAGAAGUCGUGCGAAUUUCUUUGUACAUGUCACUGUGUCUACUAAAAAUUGGUGUUGCGCUUUGCCGGGUGGUUGGGCACGAGAGGCAAGGCGUUCAAGGAAAUCCUCAUUUGAGGGAAAAACAUUUGACGCUUAUAUUGGGAUUGCUUGAGGAGAGUCUUGGCGCCAUUCCGGCGCGAAACGCUGUGGAGAUCAAAGAUCGACGGAUCAUGUUAUCACUGGUAGCCACAUCGGCCAAGCUAACUAAACAUGUUUUUCGACAAAUCGGUGUUUAUCCCUGCAAUGAGAAAGUUAUUUUCGGCUCAUUCAGCGAGGAAACUUCUGAAACUGUUGCUUUGAUGCUCCGUAUUCACGUGCUACUGUGGCGGCGCGUUAGUUCACUCCGUAGGCAUCUUCAGCUUGCCGCAGGGUCGGCGUUGCGUGCUGUGUUCCGACCAACUAGUGAGUUGGGUAAGCACGUACGUGGGCAUAUACCCCGGCAUCAACAGCAGGAACUAGACUCGAUGCUUGCUUAUGGGCGACUACGGAAGUACGGAGAGCGUAGGGCGGGUGCAGCGAUCGCGACAAAAUCAAAAUCGGAGGCGCGUGUGCAUUCACCCGAGGAUGUUGCGCGAAUCAAGGCGGUCGCGAAAACGCACAGAGUUGUUUAUGCAUUGUCUCUUCAGCACGUAAACAACGGUGCGGCGCUCGAGCGUGACUUAAUAACUUAUCUCAGUAGGGCAAGUUGGGACGGUGCUCUUACGAUGCUGCACGUUUCUCUUCACCACUUACGCCUUCCGCAUGGUACAUUUGGUCUCCCCUUCUUUGCGGGUGUGUUGGCUCGUUUGUGUAAAGCACCCCACAGAACGAAGUCGCUCUGGUUUCAAGCAAUUGGGGUGUACUGGGACGCCGUGGAGCACGUCCCUCGCCCACACGUAUCCGCCAAUACAAGUCAUGUUGUGGAUAGUAAGAGCCAACUCCGCUUACACGAGAGGAAUGUUCUAACACAACUGCUACUGCCAUUACUGCGCUUUAGCGUGUCGACAAGGCAAAAGGAAAUGGGAUGGUCGUGGAUGAGGCGUUGGGACUUGAUGCACAAAUCAGAUGAACGUGAUGUGGAGUAUGAAGCACUGAGCGUGUGGGCACGAUCGGUGCUUGAGGACCGCUCGGCACUCAAGAGGUGUCAACGGCUGAUGGAAAAAUAUCAAUAUCAACACAUGAGGCAAAAAAACCUACCGAUGAUACCACCGCUGGAAAAUAUUCUGUGCGACGUUGCAGUCAAUCAUGCUGAUUGGUGUGCUGCUCUCCACGCACUGGAGACGGUGUUUUGGACACCACAGCGUGGAGGUGACUUCAUCACGACACCACUCCCGCCGCGAGCGGCAACUGCGGUGCUUCGUAUACUUUGCAAGGCACCCACGAACUUGUGCAAUACGGCUCGCCGUCUCCGAGAGAUUCAGGGAAGCUGCUGGGAUUUACGUAGCGCCAACAGUCUGCUUCUAUUGUUGGUAAGGCAGAGGCGUUGGCAGCUUGCAUUGCAACACGUUGCUGAAAUGCUUCCAGUUGUGCAGAACGGCCGCCAAAAGUCUGAUGUGGUGGGUGGGAAUAGCGUCUUCGAUAUGUGCUUGGAGGGUGAUGGCAAGACAGAGCAGGCUUUAUUCCUAGUUCAUGGGUUGCGGGCGUGCGCAAAUGGAGGUCGUGCGGAGGAGGCAGCGACGUUGUAUGACCUUGUUAAACAAUUGGCUGGCUUGGAAGCGGUGGUUCGUGCUGCGGACAUAAACGUUGAGAGUAGUGUAACCUAUGCUCUAAAGCGGCCGGAAGACAUGUUGUUUUUCAUGUGCAACCAAACUGAUCAACCACAAGAUACACUGGCAUGUGACGAAGAUGAGCGAAUGCGCAUGCUAGUUGGACAAGCGCGUGUUUACUUUCUCCGAGCGAUGACUAAGAAAACUCUGCGUUGCAACAGGCGAUAA